UAUAUAUAAAGGUAUAGGCAGUCGCGUUAUUUCAUUUCACUGAUAGUGAACUGGGAUUCGGAUUUGUUCACUACCGCAGCGACGUGAGAGUUGUUGAAAACGCCGGAUUUAACCACGAGUCUCCUAAUACCGUAGCUCAGUUCUUCGUCAAACACUGUAAAGGUUUAAUUAUACUUUCUGGUUGGAGAGAGAAGGACGGCUUAGAGAACGGACAGAGAUAGUCGAGUGAAGAAGUACAGACAGGCGCCCCCCGAAAAUACUAGACCUUUUUUUUGCUGGUCUCUCAAGAUCAAGUACCUACUCCGGUUUAAACGGAUCCAACAAGUGUGUGAUAAUUUAUUGACUGUUCUUCAGAGACUUACAACAUUUUAUUUCUUUUAAUUUUGACUUUUAUUGAACACCGAACAAGCAAAGAUGGUCAUCCAGACUACCAAACAAUGCGCCUGCAGAUGGGUUCUUCAGCAUCAGCACAAAUUGAAGCAAGUUGCAAGGAGUUGCCAUUUGAAAGUCAAGGAGGCUCUGGGAGUUGAUGACAUCAGGGAUUAUGACAGCGAGUACAGUUUUAAAUAUACCGAUUUAUCGACGACACUUGCUGAACCUAGCCAAUUGCGGAUGAAACCAGAUGUGGCUGACCUGAAAUUUGGACACAUCUUCACGGAUCAUAUGUUAAAGAUCUUCUACCACAAGGCUCUAGGAGGAUGGCAAAAGCCAGAGAUUAUCCCGUUCGAAAACAUCUCCCUUCAUCCUGCCGCCAAAGUGCUUCAUUACGCAAUCGAAUUGUUCGAAGGUAUGAAAGCUUACAGAGGUGUCGAUGGAAGGAUCAGGGUGUUCCGUCCAGAUCUGAACAUGCAGCGCAUGAACUUAUCAGCAAAGGGAUCCGGUCUACCUACAUUCGACGGAAUGGAACUCAUCAAGACCAUCAACAAACUUUUAACCAUCGACCAAGAAUGGGUACCACACAGCGAAGCCUCCAGUUUGUACAUCAGGCCCACUCUUAUAGGAAUAGACGGAACUCUGGGUGUGUCGCAAUCAGAAUCAGCAUUGCUUUAUACAAUCCUGUGUCCAGUUGGAGCAUACUUUUCUGGAGGAAAUGAAUCCGUGUCCCUUUUAGCUGAUCCUUCUUACACUAGGGCAUGGCCAGGCGGCUGUGGUGAUAGGAAGAUGGGUUCCAAUUAUGGUCCUACAAUCAGGGUUCAGAAGCAGGCUACCAGCCAAGGAAAGCAGCAGGUUCUUUGGUUGUACGGUGACGACCAUCAGCUCACCGAAGUUGGUACCAUGAACAUCUUCGCCUUUUACGUAGCGGAAAACGGAAAGAAAGUCUUGGCCACUCCACCCCUUAACGGCCUGAUCCUUCCAGGAGUCACCAGACACUCCAUCCUGCAAUUAGCGCAGGAAUGGAACGAGUUCGAAGUGGUAGAGAGGAUUUUAACAAUGCAGGACGUCAUUAAAAUGCAAAAGGAAAAUAGAUUAUUGGAACUCUUCGGUUCCGGCACCGCGUGCAUCGUAAGUCCCAUCCAUUCCGUUGACUACAUGGGUACGGAGAUCCCAAUUCCAACCAUGGAACAUGCGAAGCCAGUAUUCCGUAGGAUUCUGGACCGUUUGACGGCCAUCCAGUACGGCCACGUGGAGCAUCCGUGGGCUCACAUUAUCGACCAAGAAUGACGAAUGCGCAGCAGAAAAUAUCUGAAAGAGAAAAGCGAAUUUUGGGAAAAUGCCAAAAAAAAAACUAUAUAACGAGAGAAAAAAAAAAUUGAAAAUCAUUUCCUGAUCUUCGUAAUAACCUUCUGUCUGUGUUACUAAUUUUAAAAAAAAGUUUUGUUUUUUUUUCUAUAUAUAUAUUAUUAUAAAUAUGUAUAUUGAAUAUUGCAAAUGAAGAUAGUGUAAAUUUAAUAUAGAAUUUGAGCGGUUAGCGGAAUACGAAAAAGAGGAACGUCCUCUCUCAUCCUAGAGAAACGAUGGAAAUUGUCAAUCUACAAGAACCUUACAUACACGAUGUGUAUGUAAUCGAUGCUUUAGAAUAAAUCAAUUCGAAUGUAGCUAGUAAUUUAUUUUUUUUUAUAUAAAGUUUCUCUUUUUUUAUUUUUAUUUUUUUUGUUUAAUUAUAAAACGUUGUUCACCAAGUUUG
Molecule: messenger RNA, 2125 nt
Organism: Nicrophorus vespilloides
Lineage: Eukaryota; Metazoa; Arthropoda; Insecta; Coleoptera; Silphidae
Gene: Bcat
Product: branched-chain-amino-acid aminotransferase
Exons: 7
Coding region: 415-1662 (415 amino acids)
Biological process (GO): L-valine biosynthetic process; L-leucine biosynthetic process
Cellular component (GO): mitochondrion
Molecular function (GO): branched-chain-amino-acid:2-oxoglutarate transaminase activity
Source: RefSeq, a predicted model, not a curated record